GUGCGGUCAGUCGACCAAGCGAAAAUAACAAACAAAUCGGUUUUUUAGCGAGCGCAAGGCAAUACACGAGUAGAAAACACAAUAAAAGCUCGCUACAAAGGACAGUUAAUCAGCAAAACACUUACAGUAUUAACGUGGAGGUGGAGCAGCGAGAGCGGCGUGCACCACGGCCUGCUAAAUUAAUUAUUACACAACAAAUAAAUCAAAAAACUGCCAGCGACAGUUUCCAAUCGGCAGCGUGCGGCCAAAAAUAGCUUGUAAACAAAGCGAUCGCUAGGAAUAGGAAAAGGAAAAAGAAGCUCUCUCAACGCCAUUGACCCACAAAUUAGUCGUGGUCAUUGCCAAGCGAGAAAACAUUGCAGCCACUUCCCACCGCCACAUCCCAACAAGGCGCACGUGCAUCCACAUCCACAAUGGCCAGCCGACAGAUGACCAAUGACCACCUGCGCCUUUCCUGGCACGACACCCAGAUGAUGGCCACCCUCAGCCCGCAGACCGUCAUGGACUACUUCUGCCGCAAGUCGAAUCCCUUCUAUGAUCACAUGUGCAACAACGAGACUGUUCGGAUGCAGCGCCUUGGUCCGGAGCAUCUGCACAACAUGAUCGGCCUGGAAUACAUACUGCUGCACGUGGCGGAGCCCAUCCUGUAUGUAAUCCGCAAGCAGCACCGUCAUAAUCCCUCGGAAGCCACGCCGAUUGCCGAUUACUACAUCAUUGGUGGAACCGUCUACAAGGCGCCAGAUCUUGCCAACGUCAUCAAUUCCCGCAUUCUCAACACCGUGGUGAACCUGCAAUCCGCCUUCGAGGAGGCUAGCAGCUAUGCCCGCUACCAUCCCAACAAGGGCUACACGUGGGACUUCUCUUCCAACAAAGUUUUGUCGGAUAAAUCCAAGUCAGAUAAGAAGGACGCCAACUCAGCGAAGGAUGAGAACAGCGGCACCCUGUUUCAGAAGCAGCGUGUAGACAUGCUGCUGGCAGAGCUUUUGCGUAAAUUUCCCCCACCAAUACCGCCAAUGCUGCAGAAUCUCCAGCAGCCGCCACCAGCGGGCGAUGAUCUGAACACAGCUAGAAAUACCUCCGAAAUGAACAAUGCCACAGGACCGCUGGAUAUCAAAACCGAGGGUGUGGAUAUGAAGCCACCGCCGGAAAAAAAGAGCAAGUGAUUAUUAUAACGUGUGUUGGAAACCAUGAAAACAUAAAUUAAAUAUAGAUAUCUAGCAACACAAAAUUCAAAACUAAAAAAGUGUUCAGUAACCUAGAAUAUAAUGUCAUUACUGUCAUUUA
Molecule: messenger RNA, 1284 nt
Organism: Drosophila sechellia
Lineage: Eukaryota; Metazoa; Arthropoda; Insecta; Diptera; Drosophilidae
Gene: MED6
Product: mediator complex subunit 6
Exons: 4
Coding region: 414-1163 (249 amino acids)
Biological process (GO): regulation of transcription by RNA polymerase II
Cellular component (GO): mediator complex
Molecular function (GO): transcription coregulator activity
Source: RefSeq, a predicted model, not a curated record